Molecule: messenger RNA, 225 nt
Organism: Strongylus vulgaris
Lineage: Eukaryota; Metazoa; Nematoda; Chromadorea; Rhabditida; Strongylidae
Source: the annotation of a GenBank genome assembly
AUGCACUGGGAUAGACAAGGCAUGAGAAAGAAAAAACUAAGUGCUCAAGCACACACAGCAGAAGAAUCCAUCGUGAGGGAAAGUGACAAUGAUGACGUUGAUGGAGGUAUCGCUGACGUUAAUCAACUCGCAUCAGACGGUGAAGGCCAUUCCGAUGUGCCCGAGGUGGACGACGACGAAGAUUCACCCAAUGUUGAAGUAAAACAGAGGAAAUCGGGAGUAUGA